This is a messenger RNA of Vicia villosa (hairy vetch), 1444 nucleotides long. RefSeq names its product UPF0481 protein At3g47200-like. The transcript has a single exon. The record is from RefSeq and is a predicted model, not a curated record. The coding region runs from base 121 to 1005 and encodes 294 amino acids. Lineage: Eukaryota; Viridiplantae; Streptophyta; Magnoliopsida; Fabales; Fabaceae.
AUGUAAUGUAGGCUAUUAAUCGGUAUUGAUGGAAUUUAUUUGAAAGAAUUCAUAAGUUGUUUUUAAUUUAUUUUCAUUAACUCUUCAAGAUAGUUAAACUUAUAGGUUAAUUUUAGGAAAAUGGAGGCAAAACCAGAUGGUUGUGUGAGUGAACUGAAGAAUAAACUGAAUGAAAUGCUUAAAGGAGUGGUUGUUCCAGAAUUGUCUGGAAUCCAUGAACAAUGCAUAUACAAAGUACCACCAAGUAUUCGCGAAGCUAAUCCACAAGCUUAUAUACCUAAAAUUAUUUCCAUCGGUCCUUUUCACAGUACACAUGGUUCAACUAGUGACAACAUUUUUCACCAAAUGGAACAACUCAAACUCAAAUAUCUCAAAGGAUUUCUAAAUAGAACAAAUCUUUCUCUGGAUGAUUUAGUUUUCAAAUUUCAAGAAUGGGAAAAUAGAAUCAGAAGCUGUUAUGCAGGGCUUUUUAGCUAUAACAGCAAUGAUUUCUUAAAAAUCAUUAUCAUUGAUGCAUGCUUCAUAAUUGAACUUUUUCUUAGGAAUUUUAAAUACAUAAAUUGGAAGGAAAAUGACCCUAUAUUACUAAAACCUUGGUUACUUUAUGACAUUACACGUGACUUAACACUCCUUGAAAAUCAGAUACCAUUUUUUGUUCUUGAAGAUAUAUACACAUUAGUAAGUCUAAACCUUGAAUUUCCUUCAUUUCUCGCAAUUACUAUAUGUUAUUUUUGUCGAUACAACCUUCAGAAAAUAACUUCAGUGGUGUGUCCAGCUCCAAAACACUUCACAGAUCUACUAAGAACAUUUUUGCUGCCGCAGUCAUCAUUUCAUUUUGAACCAGCAGAAAUUGGAGAUGAAAUUGAUUCUGUAUACAGUGUGAGCCAAUUAUCAGAAGCAGGAUUAGUAUUUGAAGUAAGUGAAAGUAAAUGCUUACUUGAAUUGAAUUUCGAUGAUAAGGGAGUGUUCAAAAUGCCAUGUUUUCAUGUCCAUGAUGGAACAUAGUCAUACCUGAGGAAUAUAUUAGCAUUUGAAGAAUGUCACAUUAUAGAUGAGGAUUCACGUUACAUUUCUCAGUACGUUAGUAUCUUAGAUUUUCUUAUUAAUACAGAAAAAGAUGUGAACAUCUUAGUUGAUAAGAAAAUUAUUGUGAAUGGGAUGGGUGAUGCUAAUGAAGUGGCUACAAUGGUUAACCAACUUUGCAAAAAUAUAACAGUAACUGGUCAACCGAAUUCAAAAUAUAUGUCUGUAUGUAAAAGGUUAAAUGGUUUCUAUGAAAACCCUCUCAAUAAGUAUAAAGCUAUAUUUGUGCAUGAGUACUUCAAUACACCGUGGAAAAUAGCAUCUACUGUAACUGCUGUGUUGCUGCUUUUGUUUACUCUUAUCCAAACUGUAUGUUCAGUCUGCUCCCUCUAAUGGUACAGUUAAUAUUAUGUAAUAUGUU